Messenger RNA from Bursaphelenchus xylophilus (pine wood nematode), 2862 nucleotides. The record is from the annotation of a GenBank genome assembly. NCBI's taxonomy places the organism in Eukaryota, Metazoa, Nematoda, Chromadorea, Rhabditida, Aphelenchoididae.
AUGGCCUACGAGCCACUCGGGAAUUUUAGUAAGUGAAUUCUGGAAAUGAUGCGAAAAUGCUUCAGUUUUACGAGCGAAAUGGGCCAUUGAAAGGAGGAUUAGAGGGCUAGAAGUAAUUAGGAAGGGAAUAGUAGACUUUUUGAGGCCAAAAAUAUCAAAAACUUGGAAGUUUUUGGGAAAACUGAAAAAUGUAUAUUUUUGAUGACUUUUUUGAAAAUUUCGGGAUGUAUAGCUAACGUUGCAGAUCUCGGAUCUCGUUGAAAUUUUGCAUAUAGACUUUAUACAGUUCACACAUCAAUUCGUGAAAAUUUGAGCUUAGUUUUGACAGCUGAGAUAUUCGGCUAUUUUUUCCGAGAGAGCACGGGAAAUGAAGAGAGUGGGUUAGACAGAAAAUAAAAUCGAUUUUAACUUUCUGAACUUCUCUCGGAAAAAAUUUUUAUUUUGUUGAUAUAUUUUACCGUUAGUUGGCCAAAAAAAUUUUUUUAAAUUUUUCGGCCACAAAAUCAAGCUAAUUUCUGCAAUUUAUCUAGAAAAACUUGAUUCAAAAAUUAUAUAAAAGACAUUGGGAUCAAAAUAAAAUGAAAUUCGUAGUUUCCAUCGCUCGAAAAAGAUAUUUUUAUAAAAAAUAUCCCCAUUUCUCACGAAAUUGGCGUAUUUUUUUACAACGAAGGUUCUCUGAUGCCGCUUGACCCGGCUUGAAGAUAAAAUUCAGACUUUUUUGACCGGAAAUUAAAGAAAUUUUUUUUUUGAUAUUCAUUUGAAAUUUUUUUGAUAAGCUGUGAAACUUCUGUACAACAAACUUCCGUACAACAAAACUUGUCUAUAGCAAAUAAUUUCAACGGUUGCAAAAGUCAUUUUUAAGCCAAAAUUAAACCUCCGUACAACGGAACCCUUCUUAGCGAACAAUUUUUUUCAUUCCCUAGCGAUUCGUUGCGGGCCUGACUGUAGCUUCAAUUCAUUUUCAGUUAGCAAUGUAGCUCAAGUGGCGGACGACUACGAGAAUUUGGAGGAGGUAGCGGACAAAAGUACUAAUCCGCCGCGUUCUACUAAGACUCCGGCUCCUCCAGCUCCGCCGCCACCGCCUCCGCCACCUCCUCCACCACCACCUCGGCCACCGCCACCUCGCGCCGCUCCAAAGCCGCCUCCUCCACCGGCUACUCCCCGCCGUUCGACACCCGUCAGUCGCCCCAAACCGUUGACUCCGCCCACUCCAACACCCACCCCCAGGGACGACGACACUUCGGGGAAGGUGGAGGUGAAGACCAAAAGCGAGUUCAACGGGACUAGUGUUGUGAGUUGAUUUUUAAAAAGAGAGUUUUUUUGAUUUUUUGGAGGAAAAAUUGAGCUUUUUAUAAUGCUUAUCAGUCUGUCGGGAAAAUAAUGAACGCAAUGUCGCAGCGCCAGUCGUAUCGCUGAAGUGAAAAGCAAUUUGAUUUUGUCGCGACACAGUUCAUUUUAUCGGCAGAGAUGCGAUUUUCGAUGCGACAGUGCUCAUUAUUUUCCCGACAGACGGAUAAUGUGGAUUUGUCGCGGCUUGGAAUCCCCCUCAUUUCUUUGCGACGGCUAGCCGCGACUGGAGAUUUGGUACGCGACAGCGAUGAGCUGAACUUGCCCACCAAAUCCCCCAGCCGCAACUAGGCGUCGCAAAGCAAUAAUGGGCGAUUCCAAGGCGCGACAAAUCCACAUUAUUUUCCCACCAGAGUGACAUAGCAAAAUUUUAAAAAAGUUUAAAGAUUGGAAGUGCCUUUCCUAAACCUACUUUCAGGAAAAAUCAGCGACCACUAACGAAAAGACCGCCUCGGCUAAAUCCUCCGUUCGACCGAAAUCGAAGCGUCAGUCCUCUGGUGAGUUUGUCAAGAAACUUCCAUUUUUGGAUGCGAAAGAAUGGCCCUAUGGCUUUUCGACGACAGUUCUGGUCAACGCAAAAUCGAUCUAUACGAGCCCUAGGCAGGCGGAGAGCCAAAAACAGGUUGUAGGAGGUGCCUACGAGGCCUGGCGAUGCCGCUGGAUGCUCGGCGGAGACUUAUAAUAUGACUACAGUGACGGACCUGAUCCAGUGGCAAAAAACGUGCCAUUUUGCUUCCGGGAAGCAUCAAAAAUGUGGCAAAAUGCUUCACUCUCCAAGUGAAAAAAUCUUUGUUUUGAAGGCCUUUCCCUCACAAAAAGAGCGGGCGCGCUUUUGAAGUCAGAACUUUUUUCACUUGGAGAGGGAAGCAUUUUGCCACAUUUUUUAUACUUCCCGGAUGCAAAAUGGUACAUUUUUUGCCACUGGACCGUUUAUUACCCCCACUGUAGGUAAUAAACUAGCCAGGUCUAGUUUAUCACCCACUGUAGGUGAUAAACUAGACCUGAUCAAUCUAAUUAUGCCUUCGCCGAGCUUCCGCCGAGCAUCCAACGGAGAUUAUCCAGGCCUCGUAGGCACCUCCUAUUAACUUUUUUGAAUGCCCACUUGCCCUACCCCGAUACGUCUUGAUGGAUUUUGCGUUGACCCGAAGUGUCAUCGACCCGCGAAAAGCUUUUAGAUUAGACGCAAAAAGAUCAGUUUAUGUAAUCAUUAUUCUUUUAGCCCGAAAAAGUAAACAAAAGAGCGGCAAGAGUAGUAACAAAAGCGGCAAGAGUAGUUACAAGAGCCACAAGAGCGCCAAGAGUCCCAGAAGCGCCAAGAGUCACAGGAGCUCCAGUCAGAAGAAGAAAAAAAGCCACGGGCAUUGCGUUUGCUGGGCGGUGAUUGUUCUCCUCCUGGUCACGACGAUUCUCAUCGGAGCUGCGGUUGGAUUGAUCUACUGGAAAAGUGAAUACUUUUUUGCUGCACCCGACGUCCAUAAAGUUCAAAGCGCAGUCACCAACUCCUCUUCCAUAUAA